AUGUCAGAUAAGUUGUUUAAAAUCGAUUGUGGUUACCAAAAUUACGACUGGGGUAAGGUUGGAUCCAGUUCCGCCGUUGCACAAUUUGCAUCCAGUGCUAAUCCUAAUGUUAAGAUUGAUGAAUCAAAACCAUACGCCGAAUUAUGGAUGGGUACUCAUCCUUCUGUUCCAUCAGUUGCUGUGGAUGCCGGUAAAUACUCGGGUAAGACUUUGAGAGAUUUGGUUGGAGAAGAACCGGAAAAGUACUUACAUAAAUCAAUUAUAGACAAAUUUGGAUCUUCUAAGGAAUUACCGUUCUUAUUUAAGGUUUUAUCUAUCGAGAAGGUGUUGUCUAUACAAGCACAUCCAGAUAAGAAAUUGGGAGCGCAAUUACAUGCUGCUGAUCCUAAGAACUACCCAGAUGACAACCAUAAGCCAGAGAUGGCUAUCGCAGUCACUGAUUUUGAAGGAUUCUGUGGGUUCAAGCCAUUAGUAGAGUUGGCCAAAACGUUGCAAACUAUUCCAGAACUUAAGGAAGUGAUUGGAGACGAAAUAGUCUCUGAGUUUGUUUCAGGAAUCAAGCCAGAAGCUGAAUUAGGUUCGCAAGAAGAUUCGGCCAACAGAAAGUUGUUACAAAAGGUGUUUGGUAAAUUGAUGAACACCGACGAAGCCAUCAUCACCAAGAAGGCCGAAUCUUUGGUGGAAAGAACAAAGUCCGAGCCAGAAUUAUUCGGUGUCAUCUCCCCUAAAUUGUCGGAAUUAAUACAACGCUUGAACAAGCAAUUUCCUAAUGACAUUGGGUUGUUCUGUGGAUGUUUGUUGUUGAACCACGUUUGUUUGGUUGCUGGUGAAGCUAUGUUUUUGCAAGCCAAGGACCCUCAUGCGUACAUCAACGGAGACAUUAUGGAAUGUAUGGCUGCCUCUGAUAACGUCGUCAGAGCAGGAUUCACCCCAAAGUUCAAGGAUGUCGAUAACUUGGUUGAAAUGUUGACCUAUUCAUACGAAUCAGUAGACAAGCAAAAGAUGCCUUUGCUUCCAUUCAACAAGUCUAGAGGAGAUGCUGUCAAGUCUGUCUUAUAUGAUCCUCCAAUCGCUGAAUUUGCUGUUUUACAAACCAUCUUCGACAAAAAGGCUGGCGCAACCCAACAUUUCGAUGCAUUUGAUGGUCCAUCUAUUUUCAUCUGUAUUAAUGGUAAUGGAUCUGUAAAGAUUAAGGGUGAAAGUGAUGCUAAACAAGUGAAUGUCGGUGAUGUUUACUUUGUUGCCCCAGGUGUCGAAGUUGACUUGGUUUCUGCUUCCCUGGAUGAACAAUUCACUACAUACAGAGCGUUUGUCGAAGCAGAAUAA
Molecule: messenger RNA, 1326 nt
Organism: Debaryomyces hansenii CBS767
Lineage: Eukaryota; Fungi; Ascomycota; Pichiomycetes; Serinales; Debaryomycetaceae
Gene: PMI1
Product: mannose-6-phosphate isomerase
Exons: 1
Coding region: 1-1326 (441 amino acids)
Biological process (GO): carbohydrate metabolic process; GDP-mannose biosynthetic process
Cellular component (GO): cytosol
Molecular function (GO): zinc ion binding; mannose-6-phosphate isomerase activity
Source: RefSeq, a predicted model, not a curated record